This is a messenger RNA of Stylophora pistillata, 1578 nucleotides long. RefSeq names its product protein sax-3-like. Gene Ontology annotation, biological process: cell-cell adhesion. Lineage: Eukaryota; Metazoa; Cnidaria; Anthozoa; Scleractinia; Pocilloporidae. The record is from RefSeq and is a predicted model, not a curated record.
UCAGUGUCAUGAACUCGUGCCAGGCAUUUUCAGGAAGGCAAGCCCAUGAGUUUUAAUAUAAAGCUACUCGGAGUUAGCACUAACUCCCUCACCAUCAGUGUGUUCACAUAGGACUAUAUCAACCACAGGUUACUCCCUGGAGAUCUUUGACUUUCUGCCAUCAUUCUUGCAGAUCAUAAGCUCUAGGAAACAGCGGGACACUGAUUUUUUAACGUUUCAUGAUGAUGCAAGACUCUUUGCUAGGAGAAGUGGCAAAGUACAUAUUACUACUGACUCUUUCUGGCGUUUUAAGGAGUCUUCCUUUGGUCAGAGGCGAAACGUGUAAAUCCAACAUAAGAAUUAGACCCGUUGUCGACAUCUCUUCAAGUCCACAAAACAACAGAUCACCCAUUGGUGCCUCCAUAACCCUGAAUUGCACAGCCGAGCCUAGGAGGAAAGACUCAGUAUAUCUGGAUAGAUGGGUCGAUUAUAUCGAGUGGUAUGAUUCACAGGGUAGACAAGUUGGAGUUAAAUGCCGACAGCCCUCUAUCAUACAUGCUCAUAAACUUAAAUUAAGCUGCCCAUUGGUCCUUAAAAAUUUGACAGUUGAAAAAUUUGGCCCUUACACUUGCCAAGCAGGCAAUGGUUAUGCAAAACACUGCACAAGGAAAUCAUUUGAAAUAAGGAUCCAAGGUGCCCUAAUACCCGAGAUUGUUGAAGGUCCAAAGAAUCGAAGUGUCCUGAUCGGCUCCAAUGUUACUUUUAGCUGCACUGUCAAGGGUCUUCCGAGGCCAACUAUCCAUUGGAUAAAGGUCAAUACUUCACACAUUUUACGAACCAACCCUAGAGCACGAGUUAUUCAAGACAGCCAAACGAAUCGGAGCCAGCUGUUGAUUACAGGUGUAGACAUGGAAGAUUAUGGAAAAUACCAGUGCAUUGCAAACAACAGCUUUGGAAAAAGUCAGUCAGGAGUGGUUGUCUUAAACAUAGAUGUUCAAAAACCUGAGAUUGUUGAAGGUCCAAAGAACCGAAGGGUCUCGAUUGGUUCCAAUGCUUUAUUUAGCUGCACUGUUAAGGGUCUUCCGAGGCCAACCAUUUAUUGGAUAAAGGACAAUGCUUCAUACCCUUUACAGUCCAACCCCAGAGCAAGUGUCAUUCAGAAAGGCAACGGCAUUCGUAGCCUGCUCUUAAUAACAGGAGUACAGAAAGAAGAUUAUGGAAAGUAUCAAUGCAUUGCAAAUAACAGUGCUGGAAGAAAAGAAUCAGGAGUGGUUUUUUUAAUCCUAAGGAAUUUAGAAAAGCCGGAGAUAGUCGAACAUCCAAAAAGCCAAACUUAUUCUGUUGGUUCCGACCUACUUUUCAGCUGCACCGCCACUGGUUUUCCCAAGCCAAACAUUACAUGGAUUAAGAGCAAUGAUCCAAAUGUUACAAAAACCAAUCCAAGGUUCAAAACCAUUCUUGAUUUAGUUGCCACAAAAUCCCACAGUGUGCUGCUGAUAACAGGGGCGACGAAGGAGGAUGCGGGCACAUAUCAAUGCUUUGUAAAUAACAGCGCAGGAGAGAGGACGUCGAAUGUCGCCUCUUUACAGAUAAAGGAAG